AUGGCGGAGGGUGGGGAGACUAGUGAGCGAAGGGAAACCCAAAAUCCAGAUGUUAGGUUCAUGGUGGACGCGAUGAGGGGAGAAUUUGACAGGUUAAAUAGAAGGUUUGAGGAGAUGGAUGGUAUAAUGGUUGAGAUGGAGAGAAACCAGAGGGGGGAAAGGAUACAAGAUGAAAAUAGAGGGAGAAAUGGGGUGCAAUUUAGGGAACAGAACAGAGAAAGGGAGAGAAAUAGAAGACAAAAUGAGAGGGAACAAAUGAGUAAUAGUAGUGGAGAGGAGAGUGAAGAAAUAGAUGAGAAUAGAGAAUUUAGAAGGGAAAGAAACAGAAGGGGUAGAAAUCGGUGGGUAGAAGUGGAUGAUGACAUGAGGGAUGUUCGGCCAAUGAUCCCUAAGUUUCAAGGGAAAAAUGACCCGGAAGCUUAUCUAGAUUGGGAAAGUAGGGUGGUGAGGUCAUUUGAAUGUCAUAGGUAUUCAGAGAGGAAGAAGUUAAGACUGGUAGUCCUAGAGUUCACAGACUAUGCUUCUAGCUGGUGGGAUAAGAUUAUAGCUGAGAGAAGGAAGUAUGGAGAGGAUCCUAUAGAGUCUUGGAGGGAGUUGAGAAUUUUAAUGAGGAGGCGAUUUGUACCAAGUUGGUACCAACGUGAAAUGUAUCAACGACUUGAAUAUCUUUUGCAGGGUGCUAGAAGUGUUGCUGACUACAAUCAAGAGAUGGAGAAGCUCAUGAUCAGGUUUAACAUAGAUGAAAAGACCGAGAGGUCCAUGGCCCGGUUCCUUAGAGGCUUGAAUGCAGAAAUUCGAGAAGAAGUUGAUAGGCAACAUUAUGUGGAGUAUGAUGAGCUAGUACAAAUAGCCAUGAAUGUGGAGCAGUCUUUGCAAAGAAAGAAAAACCGGUUCCACAUGAGUUCUUCCUCUUGGAAGAGUAAGGAGGGUUCCAAGGAGAGAUUCCAGUCAAGGAAUGGCAAUGGUAAACCCAAGGAGUCUAGAAACCAAAAAGGUAAGGACUUUGCUGAAGGAAACUCUAGGCCACGUAACAUCAAGUGUUUCAAAUGUCAAGGAAGAGGCCAUAUUGCAAAAGUUUGUCCAAACAAGGUAAAUAUGACAAUCAAGAAAGGGAGGAUUGUUACUGAUUCCGAGCAAAGUGAUUCCAAGGAGGAGAUCGAAGAAGAAUCUGAUUCACGUGAGGAGGAACUACUUGAAACUGAUAAUGAAGAAGUUUUGGAGGGACCAGUUGAGGGAGAUACCUUGAUGGUAAGGCGCAUGCUCAACAUCCAAGCCACCGGGGAUGAAAGUCAACGUGAAAACAUCUUUCACUCAAGGUGUUUUGUUCAUGGGAAGGUAUGUAGUUUAAUAAUUGAUGGCGGGAGCUAUACUAAUGUUGCUAGUACAAAAAUGGUGGAGAAGCUAGGCUUGAGCACACAAAUCCAUCCUACACCAUAUGCGUUGCAGUGGUUAAACAAGGCGGGAGAUAUCAAGGUGAAUCAACAAGUUUUGAUUCCGAUCAAGUUGGGACAUUAUGAAGAUGAGAUCCUUUGUGACAUAGUGCCCAUGGACGCUGCUCACAUUCUUCUAGGGAGGCCGUGGCAGUUUGAUAUGAAGGUGUUCCAUGAUGGUUAUUAUAACAAGUACAUGUUCGAGCACCGAGGAAUUCAAGAUGUUUGUCCGGAGGAACUUCCUGCCUGUUUACCACCGUUGAGGGGGAUUGAACACCAAAUUGACUUGGUGCCGGGAAUGCCAUUACCGAAUAGGCCUGCCUACCGAUGUAACCCGGAGGAGACUAAGGAAAUCCAAAAGCAAGUUAAUGAACUCUUGGCCAAAGGGCAAAUCCGGGAAAGCCUAAGCCCGUGUGCCGUUCCUGUUUUGCUAGUACCCAAAAAAGAUGGGUCAUGGCGAAUAUUGAUUUGCGUUCUGGGUAUCAUCAAAUAA
Ipomoea nil (Japanese morning glory) is the source of this 1923-nucleotide messenger RNA. Its product is annotated as RNA-binding protein 25-like. The coding region runs from base 1 to 1923 and encodes 640 amino acids. The transcript has 3 exons. Gene Ontology annotation, molecular function: nucleic acid binding; zinc ion binding. The record is from RefSeq and is a predicted model, not a curated record. NCBI's taxonomy places the organism in Eukaryota, Viridiplantae, Streptophyta, Magnoliopsida, Solanales, Convolvulaceae.